Molecule: messenger RNA, 5285 nt
Organism: Microplitis mediator
Lineage: Eukaryota; Metazoa; Arthropoda; Insecta; Hymenoptera; Braconidae
Product: guanylate cyclase 32E
Exons: 17
Coding region: 285-4076 (1263 amino acids)
Biological process (GO): cGMP biosynthetic process; intracellular signal transduction; receptor guanylyl cyclase signaling pathway
Molecular function (GO): peptide receptor activity; protein kinase activity; ATP binding
Source: RefSeq, a predicted model, not a curated record
UAAAUGCUAAAGUAAAAAUAAAAUUUUUAAAAAUCAUUUUUUUGUGCAAUAAAAUUUCUAAGGAUUUUUUUUACAUACAACAGUUAAAUAAGCGGUACUUUUAAAUAUGAGGAAAUGUUUUUAUCAAAAAUCAACGGGAUAUCAAUGAACGUCUUUGUAUUAAGAACCCCCAAUGAUUUUUAUUUGCUACAGAGUUUUGUCCAUUAUCACAACCAGACCUCCUAAUGUGACUUAAAUAAAACUCGAUAUUACCAUUAGUAAUUCUGUUUGCAGAUCAGAGUGGCAUGCGACUAGUAAACGUGGAACGGGCGUGUCUCUUGCUGACAACGAUUCACGUUUUGGUCAACGAGAUUGUCGAUGCAAAGACCUUCACCCUUGGCUACAUCACCGGUUCCAAGAGACGGCCAAACGAACUUGAGUAUCAGAGACCUGGUACUCGUAUCUCUGGUGCUAUCACUCUUGCUGUUGAAGAGGUUAACGCUGGUGAACUGGGUAAACGCGGACAUAAACUUGAGUUCUUGGUUGCUGAAACUUAUGGAGAAGAAGAGACGAGCAUUUUGAUGACCGCUGAACUUUGGAAGAAAAAUAUUAGUGCUUAUAUUGGUCCACAAGAAACUUGUAUUCAUGAAGGCAGAAUGGCGGCUGCUUUUAAUCUUCCAAUGAUUUCAUAUUUUUGUACUCAUCAAGAAACGUCAAAUAAAAUCGAAUUUCCAACAUUUGCUCGAACUCGACCACCAGACACCCAAAUAUCAAAAUCCGUUGUUUCAGUUUUGUUGGCAUUCAAUUGGACGAAAGUUACGUUUAUGUACAUGAACUCAAGUUUAUUUGAGUUCAACAAUAAAAUGUCAAGCGUCGCAAUGACGAUUCUCAAUUCAUUUGAGUCGUCUGGAAUUUCAGUAAAUUAUCUCCGUUGCUGGAAGGAACCCUACCACGUCACUCACAUGAACAAUCCAUUUCACGAGCUCGUUGCCUCAACUUACCGCGAAACGCGAAUAUACGUUAUACUUGGCAACUAUUAUGAACACAUGGGUCUCUUGAUGGCAUUAAACGACAAGAAAUUACUUGAAAAUGGCGACUAUUGGGUAGUUGGUGUCGACCCAGAGCAGUACGAUGAGAAACAACCUGACAAAUAUCUUCGUGGUUUAUGGCAAAAGCAGACAGAUCUUUCACUUCUUCGUGCUUACAAAAGUUACUUUAGUAUCGUAGCUUCGGCUCCAGUUAACUUUGACAACUUUACUAGAUUAAUUCAUCAGUACCGACAAAAGCCACCAUUCAAGUUUAGUAAUCCUCUAGCAAAUGUCGGCGGAAUAGUUCAGAUAGUACCAGAGACAGCUUAUCUAUACGACGCAGUUCAUCUGUAUGAAAGAUCUCUUUUAGCUGCCUUGAAUGAGGGUCGUGAUCCUCGAGACGGUCGAAAGAUGGUUGAAACUCUCCACGGAGUUCAUUAUCACAGUGCUAUGGGCUAUAUGGUUUAUAUGGAUAAAAAUGGCGAUGCUGAAGGAAAUUACACACUAAUUUCUUUAGACAAUCGUUCAGAUACUGGGCAUGGUCUUUAUCCAAUAGGAUAUUUCAUUGGCAAAGAAGAAAUAACAAGUUUACCUAAAUUGAGACUGACAAGAGAAAUUAUGUGGCAGAGUAAUGGACCGCCUUUGGCUGAACCUUUCUGUGGUUAUCACGAUGAAAAGUGUAAUGCCCAUACUGGAGAAAUAAUUGGUGGCAUUGCUGGAGGAUUACUUCUUAUUUUUAUUUCUAUUUCAUUGAUACUCUAUCGUAAUUGGAGAUAUGAACAAGAAUUAGAUUCACUUUUGUGGAAAGUUAAUUAUAAAGAUAUUCAAAUUCGCGAAACAAAAGAUGAAAGCAUUAAUUGUGAAUCAAAAUCUAAUACUAAACCUGUAGUGAGAACUAGUCAAGUAUCUCUCAGUUCAAAUCCUGACGCUGACUUUCGUUACUCGAUGAUUUAUACCCAAAUUGGAUAUUACAAGGGUAGAAUGUUUGCAAUUAAAAAAGUUCGUAAAAAAUCAAUUGAGAUUACGAGAGAGAUGAAAAAAGAAUUAAAAAUAAUGCGUGAUUUAAGGCACGAUAAUUUAAAUGCUUUCAUUGGAGCUUGUACCGACCCACCGAACAUUUGUAUUGUAGUGGAAUAUUGCGCGAGAGGAAGUUUAAAAGAUAUAUUGGAAAAUGAAGAUAUGAAAUUGGAUAAUAUGUUCAUGGCUUCUUUGGUCGCAGAUAUAAUUCAAGGCAUGGUGUAUCUUCAUGAAUCUGUUCUUAAAUAUCAUGGUAAUUUAAGUACUUCAAAUUGUCUUGUUGACUCACGUUGGGUAGUCAAACUCGCCGACUUUGGUCUAAGAGAAUUUAAAAAAGAUGCCGAGUGUGAUCCCGAAGAUGUUAUGAAAAAAUAUCAAGGAUUAUUGUAUAGAGCACCAGAGUUAUUAAGAUCAACAGUAAUAGAAGAGCCUACAGUUCGUGACUAUCAAAAAGCAGAUGUAUAUUCAUUUGCAAUUGUCCUCUAUGAACUUCACGGGCGUCAUGGUCCCUUUGGUAUCACAGAAUUGACGGCGCCCGAAAUUUUAAAACGAAUUAUUGUAAGAGAAGUCAGUUUGCCCCCUUUUCGGCCCUCAGUCGAUCAACUAGAGAAUUGUUUUGACUUCGUACGCGACUGCUUGAUCGAGUGCUGGGCAGAAGAUCCCGAGAGUCGUCCUGAUUUUAAAAUAAUACGUAACAAAUUACGGCCAUUGAGAAAAGGAAUGAAGCCAAAUAUUUUUGACAACAUGAUGGCAAUGAUGGAAAAAUAUGCGAAUAAUUUAGAAGCUCUUGUUGAUGAGCGGACAGAUCAAUUAACUGAAGAAAAGAAAAAAACUGAUGCGCUAUUGUAUGAAAUGUUACCGCGUUAUGUUGCUGAACAAUUAAAACGCGGCCAUAAAGUUGAAGCUGAAGGAUUUGAUUGUGUAACUAUUUAUUUUAGUGAUAUCGUGGGUUUUACAGCCAUGUCUGCUGAAAGUACUCCAUUACAAGUUGUUGAUUUUCUUAAUGAUCUUUAUACAUGUUUUGAUUCCACGAUUGAAAAUUAUGAUGUUUAUAAAGUUGAGACUAUCGGCGAUGCUUACAUGGUGGUCAGCGGACUACCCAUUAGAAAUGGUAUCCAGCACGCUGGAGAAAUAGCCAGUAUGUCAUUAUGUCUUUUAGAUGCAAUAAAACAAUUCAGUAUUCGUCAUCGACCAUUAGAAAAACUUCAACUGCGAAUAGGGAUCCAUUCUGGACCAGUUUGUGCCGGCGUUGUGGGUUUAAAAAUGCCUCGUUAUUGUCUUUUUGGUGAUACCGUUAAUACUGCCAGUCGUAUGGAAUCAACUGGUACUGCUCUAAAAAUUCACUGCAGUCAAGAGACUAAAAAAUUACUAGAUAAAUUAGGAGGCUUUAAUUUAAUUGAACGCGGCGUAGUUUCAAUGAAAGGAAAAGGAGACCGUUUGACCUACUGGUUAAUAGGUGAAGAUCCAAUCCAACGUGCAGAACGUACAAGUGACAGAUUGGAACGUAAAAAUGGCAUUGGAGGAAAAAAUAAUAUGAUUCAUGAUCUUUUGGUACCAAAAAGUUCAUUGAAAAAUAAAUCAUUAACCCGAACAACUUUCUUAAGAUGUUCAAGUGAAUCACCAAAGCGUCUUAGAUUUGCAAGCUCUGAUCAAUUGAACAAUAAAUUACCAAUCAAUACCAAUGAAUUGGAGUGUAUUGUUGACAGUAGUCCUUGCAAAGGCAAAGGACUUUGUUCAAUUCGAUCAAAUUGCAUGGAAAGUUCUAGAUCCUCAAGUAAUUCUUGUCCGUGUGUUGAAAAAUUAUGUGACUCGGAGGAUCAAAAGAAAAAUAAUAAAAUUUCUAUUAGUAAUAAUGAUGAACAGUAUUUCAAAAGGGCAUUGUAUUUUGGUAAUAAUCGUAUUUUAUUAGAGAGUAAUUGUCACUCGGCUCCCAGUAGCCCGAAACACAGUUCGAUGAUUUUAAAUUCACAAAAAAGAAGUGCGCAAUCUAAUGAAGAAAUGGAUGGAUGUGACGCUACGCCACUAAUUAGAUCUGCGACAUUUGUCGAAUGACAUUCGAUUGUUGUUUGUUUGAAUUUAAAAAAAAAACCGCCGGAAUUUUUUUUAUAGAAAUUUUUAUUUGGAAAUUUUUUGUAGAGACAGUUAGUUGUCUAAAAUUAAUUUUUUGUUUAAAAAAUUCAUUAUUGAAAACAAACAAAUGAAAUUUAUAAAAUUAUUAAGGUCUUGUGGGCAGUAAUAACCGAAUUUUCGGAUUGUACUUAAUUCCGAAGCAAUGAGUUGUGUUCUGCUAACGCUUACUUGGUCCCAUUUGCCCAUACAAAGUCGCCGUUAAUGGAAAAAAUGCCGUAAAUCGGCCGAUGUCUGACUGCCGUCACUCGGCCAAGCAUUGGCAAUUAGUAAUGGCCCAAACCUGGUUAAUUACCAGCAGCCGUUUAAUUUUUUAAACGACGCUGCCGAUGGCUGGCCAAUGAAUGGCUGCUUACGACUGGCCGAUUAUCGGUUCGCAACGUUGGGCUACUGUUGGUGAAUCAGUGUUCCAUGAUUAAUUGUUGUUGAAGUAGACUGAAUAAGUAAAUCAUAUUAAAGUAUCAGCUCAACAUUAGUAGGUUCGUCCAGUAGCCAGUGUUCAGACCCAGCAAUCAGAAGGACGGCAGUUCGCGCCCAGGGCCCAGCAGAAUUUUCACCGUUUUUUUCACAUCAUUUACCCCACUUAAAUAGUUUAAACGUUAAUGAUCAUGAAUUCUACUAGGAUAAUAAAAAUAAAAUUUUUUAUUAAUUAAAUCUAUUUGCUUGCUUGGCUGAUUGCUGGCUACCAUUGAUCGGCCGAUAGUCGAGCGCCAUUAAUGGGCCGAGGUUAUCAUCCCGACUAUAAGCCGUUUAUCGGCCAAUGAAAAUUUCCAUUGCUGAGCCAUUAAUCGACAUUCUUGGCCUAGUAAUGGCCCAAUCUAGGGCCGAUUUCCAAACUUUGUAUGGGUAAUUCAUUCACGUAAAAUUACUUUGGCUUUCACUAGGAUUCGAACCCACGCCUGUCCAGUGAUUUUUUUUUUAAAUACCUUUUCGCAUAUAACAGCGCCAUCUAUUGAUCACUUUUUGAAUAAGUAAGCGAGUUGUGCACGUUUGAAUUUUCCAACUUCUUUAUUUUUCAAUUACGUUCUGCAUGGAAAGAUUGGAACCCGACUGUUACUGUUCUGCACCCAACUCAGAACGGCGCUGGAAGAAAAUGUUCGAUUGGUGCAGAACUACACUGAUUACGGUGCGGAA